AUGUCAGAUGUUUGGGCAACCAUCUUUUCUAUUGCCAGAUCGAGACCUACAAUGGCGUCGAAAAAACGAAAAGUAGCGUCGGAGGACGACGACAUGGAUGAUGAAGAACCUAGUGAAAAGCCCAAAGCCAAAAUUACAUUGGAUCCAAAUGAUUACUCGCUUCAAUUCUUCUGCAAUCUCGCUUGUUGGUAUCAACCUUUGGAAAAGACGACCAAAGCCAUGCCCUGGAUUGACAAAAAGAGCUGGACUAAGAGUUUCAGUCAGAAGUUCCUCCACUACGAAACUGAAGAAGAUUUUAUUGAUCUUCGAAAUCCCUUCACUAAAGAGUCGGAAUUCAGCUUUCAAAAUGAGCUCGUAGCCAAGGUGAAAAAGAGGAAAGAGGGGCGGAAGAAAACAAGAAAACAGUACUCAAAAGAUGAUGGUGUGGACUUGACCAAUCCCUUGGGUCAAGCCCAAGAACCUGAAGAAGACGAUGACGUGGAGUCUGAUGAGGACGACUUCCUAGAUUCAUAUGGAAAUGUGAUUGACCCUUCUCAGGGUUCGCAAAGUUGGAAAACGAGUGGUAAGUUUGAGGAUGCUAAUAAACAGUGUGCAUUGCCAAGCUCAGCAUCACGAUUGAGUCCAGAAAAAGCGAAUGUCAGAUCUAUGGCUCCUGAUAAAUCUUCGGUUCAAGAAAAGAAAAAGACGAUGUACCCUCCACCGGAAUAUAAAGAUUUGGACAAUAUGGUGGAUUCAGCUGACUCCUCAACAAAAAGCUCAUUAAUACUGAAUCAUAAUGAUUUUGAUUUUCAAUUAUUGGAGCCCAAGCACAGUAUUUUGGAUCAGAGUGAACAGAUGACACUUCUCAAACUCAUGGAAAAAUUCCUCUCCCCUAAUUUCGAUGGUGCAACCAUGAACGACUCGGCUCAUCAAGAAAAUCAACUCUAUCAAAGCUUAAGAUUACUUAUCAAGGAAGAGCAAGAGGAAUUCCAAUCUUUUACCCGAUCUUUGUUCUUCAAAGAAGAGUUCUUGAAGCGAUUAUCCGUACUAAAGCCGGAUGUUAGGCGAUACGUCGAGGAAUGCUAUGAACAUCGUUUGAAUUUGGUUCAUAAGUACCCUAAAAUCUUUGAGCCGUACGUUCAGGACACGGAUUCCAUGAUAAGAUUACUUCCCCAAGGAACAACAAACCAAUACGAAAUGAGGUUCGAACAGACUUUAGUGGAACUUGGGAACAUCGCAAAGGUUGUCCUUCAAAAUCCCUCGCGCUUAGCUGACCCAAAAAUGCCUAAGAUAUGCGUCUCCACCAAAUAUGAUAUACUGGCUGGGAAAGUCCCACCCAAACCGGCAAGGAUGGGCAUCCAGACAACUUUCAAUAAGCUUCCAGUAAGUCAAGACCCAAAUGCUGAGCUGUUGGCGCAAAAAACUAACCCGUCCAUUGUGAUAUCCAUGAAAGCCUUGAAGUGUCUGUUUGACAAUUUUGGACCUAAAUACGACCGAGUUUGGGAAAUACCUUUUAUUGUACGAGUUUACCCUAACGGAAGUAGAGUUGUCUUUGUGGAUAAACCCUUACCUCCAAAAACUCUCUCUGCUCAAGAUAAAAAUGCCUGGUUUAUAAAAGUUGCCUCCAAGUGUUUCACCCUCCACGGAUGGAACCAAUCCAAAGAAGCGCAAAAUGACCACUACCAGUUGGCGACCGAUUCUACAGAAGAUAUUUUUACUGAUGCCGCCAGCGACGACUUGGAGACUUUCGGUAACUCGGCUAUGAUCAGGAAUACAAAACCAGUUGGAAGUCAAUUAGACGGAGCUGACACAGGAAGUAGUAGCGAAGAUGAAUUACGAAUCAAUGAAUGUGGCACUAACACCGAUUCCGAUGACAAGAUGGACCAAGUUGAGCAGAGUCCCUCACCAAUUAGACGAUCUCGAAGAAUAAGCGCCAAAAACAAACCAGAAGUUUUGGCGCCCAAUCAGAGUAAACCAGUUGAAGACGAGGCAGCGAGCAACCCCUGUAAGGGUGACGAGCGCAUGUCCCAGGAAAAACUUCUUGAAAAAACGACUACUGAACCAAGCACCUUAACAGACAUCUUAAAAAACAUGAAAGCCUAUAAAAAGCGGGCUUCGUCUCAAAAGAAUGUCCUGGGUGACAUAAUGAGCGCACAAACAGAUUUUCUUAGGAAAGACUCAAAAGUCAAAGUUACAGGCGCAACACUCGACAUUGAAGGGUCAAUGCAGGAAUAUAAGGGGGAAUUUUUAAAAAGGACCAACAUUGGACAAGUGCAGGACUAUUGUCCACCUUCGGAUGGGAAAAACGUAAGCUAUCGCCUUUGGAACCUGUGGAACAAGUCUGAUCCUGGCAAAUCCAUCCUCAAGAUAUUGAUUCGGUCGUCUACUCAUGGCGUUCGAAGAGAGCACAGUCCUCUGAUUGGAGUAAAGGGUCCUCUUAUGCAAAGAUAUAGCUUGAGCUCCAAAUUAGAGUAUCAAACUCAGUUUGGGGCGUCCGUCAUGACCCGCAGCGAGAUUGCCAAGGAGUGGAUCGCGACUUUGGCCAGACCAGACUCCGGACUCGUCCGAAUUCGAACCGAUGCAUUAACCUACAACGUGCUCUUGACCGAGAGGAAGCUCCUCAAGCAUCUCACCAAGGAAGGCAUAAGUGUGGAUUUUCGACCCGGGGAGCAACUGGGCGUAUUACACACCAUUUUCAGUUCGUUGAAGGCCAUUGCUGAACCCGGACAGUACCUAAUGAGGCAUGACGGCAAAACGGGUGCCUUUGUCCGAGUGUUCAAGGCAUCCAAGGAAGGCGAAAAUUCUCCACAUUGCUACAAUCUCCAUGAUAACUUUGCUGUUAAAGCCCAUGAAGAUGCUCAACUUAAUGUUCAGUUCAAUCCAAUCGACACUAACAAAGUGACACCUUUGCACUUGCAUCAGAAACGUGUUCCUGGUAUAUUUUCACCUAAACCCGGGUCUUCUAACUCUGGUCGAGGUCGGGGUAAAAAGAAAGGGAGAGGAGGUCCUAGGGGACGAGGCCGUGGUCGAGGUCGCGGAAAGUGAUGAUUUGUCAUUAAUGUGGAACAAUAAAUACUUGAUAUUCGAUCGAUA
Molecule: messenger RNA, 3072 nt
Organism: Tigriopus californicus
Lineage: Eukaryota; Metazoa; Arthropoda; Copepoda; Harpacticoida; Harpacticidae
Product: little elongation complex subunit 2-like
Exons: 3
Coding region: 1-3024 (1007 amino acids)
Biological process (GO): positive regulation of transcription by RNA polymerase III; snRNA transcription by RNA polymerase II; snRNA transcription by RNA polymerase III
Cellular component (GO): transcription elongation factor complex
Source: RefSeq, a predicted model, not a curated record